Molecule: messenger RNA, 3180 nt
Organism: Paralichthys olivaceus (Japanese flounder)
Lineage: Eukaryota; Metazoa; Chordata; Actinopteri; Pleuronectiformes; Paralichthyidae
Source: RefSeq, a predicted model, not a curated record
ACGCUGCUGCACCACAAUGAUCAGGCGACUGGCUGCUUUGAUUCUUUUUGGUACAGAGACUCUGAUUCUUACUGCAGAGCUUCCUCACCUGAUGGUGGAACGUGGCAACAACGUUACUUUGACAUGUCCACUCUCUAAAGGCAAAUUCUUUUAUUGGUAUAAACAGUCUCUUGGACAUAUGUUGGAAAGAGUUGCUUCAAGAAUAGUUGACGUCCCUGAAGUCACAGAUUCACGUUUCAAACUCACAAAAGGGGAUGAUGGGUAUCUUCUUACCAUCAGCAAUGUCAGCAAAGAGGAUGAAGCAACAUACUUCUGUCAAAAUGGAACAAGUUAUCGUCAGACUUUCACCAGUGGCACUUUCCUGGCUGUGAACGAUCAAAAUCAGCCGAAACAUUACUGCAUGAAACAAACUCCAGAGACAGUGUCAGUCGGACCAGGGGGGUCAGUGACUCUCCAGUGUUCACUUCUCUCCAAGCACAAAGAAAACAGCGUCCAGUGUCCAGGUGAACACAGAGUUCACUGGUUCAGAGCUGGAUCAGGACAAUCUCAGCCUGGCAUCAUUUACACUCAGAGCAGCAGGAGUGAUGAACAAGAGCAGAAGAGCUGCGUCUACAGUCUGUCCAAGACCAUACAGAACUCCUCUGAUGCUGGGACCUACCACUGCGCUGUGGUCACAUGUGGAAAGAUCCUGUUUGGUGGAGGAACCAAAGUGGAGAUGAGAUCAGAACUGGACCCUCUUUUCCUUGUGCUUGCUGUGCUGUUGGCCUGCUGUGUGACUGUGAUUGUUGUCCUCAGUGUCAAAGUAAAUCAAAGAGUUUGCAAACAUUGCAAAGGAUCCUUUUGUUCAGCUCUGACUCAAACUGCUGAGGUUCCUCCCCAGAUCUCCUUGAUGGUGGUGGAGGUUGGUCAAAAUGCUACUUUAAAAUGUCAAGUCUCGGAGAAGGAAGGCAAAUUCUUCCAUUGGUACAAGCAGACUCCUGGAUACCUGUUCCAAACAGUCGCCACAGGAACUUUUUCCAAGCAAUCGCUUAGCGAGCAAUUUAAGAACUCGCGUUUCACAGUAACAGAGGAGAAGUCCCAUUAUUCUCUUAACAUCAUAAAUGUGGAGAAGGAGGAUGAAGCAACAUACUCCUGUCAAAAUGGAACGGCGUAUUCACAGACCUUUGUUAACGGCAUCUUCCUGGUUGUGAAUGAUCAGAAUCAGCAGAAAUCUGUUCUCGUGAAACAAAGUCCAGAGACGGUGUCAGUCCAGAUGGGAGCCUCAGUGACCCUCCAGUGUUCACUUUUCUCCAAAAACAAAGACGACAUGGUCCAGUGUCCAGGUGAACACAGUGUGCACUGGUUCACAGCUGGAUCAGGACACUUGCAUCCUGGCAUCAUUUACACUCACAAGAACACAAGUGAUGAGCAAGGCUGUGUCUAUCGACUGCCCAGAACUAUACAGAAAGUCUCUGAUGCUGGGACUUACUACUGCGCUAUGGUCACAUGUGGAGAGAUCCUGUUUGGUGGAGGAACCAAAGUGGAGACAAUUUCAGCACAAGAGCAUGGCCUGCUUGUGAUUGUACUUGGGGGGCUGUUGGCUCUCUGUUUGAUUGUGAUUAUCAUCCUCAUUUUCUCAAAAUACUGAGUGAAGAAGGGAACCUUGAGGGACGGGAAGGCAAGAGGGGGAAUGGUCAAAUCAUUGUGAUCACCGGACUGGAAGGAAAGAAGAGAAAAGAGAUGGUGAAAAAGAAUGGAUGGAAGGAGAAGGGAAGGACAGAAGGAGCCGAAGGAGGAAAAACUGUGACAUUAACCAACAAAGAUAAGACUUAGUCUCAAGCCCAGAAUAGCAGAGCUGUAAAUUAACUGUAAAUGUGUGACAAUACUUUGCACAUGUUGUAAACAAAGCAACUAUGUUUAAACUAAACAAUACAGUAGUAGUUACAUUAUAGAUUUGCUAUGCUUGUAAUCAUGUUAGUUGUUAAUAGGAAGUUUAAAAUAAACUAUUGAAGUUCUUUUUCAGCUGUUCUUCUUUGUGGUACCUUUCACGUGACACAAUCCCAGAAGCUUCUUCAACACAGCAGGUAACUGAGUCAUCACUGUGGAGGUUUGCAGACUGGAGCACUCCGCACUUCUCUCAGUAACUGAAAAAUGAUUUAUUUAAACCCCCACUGUCAAUGUGGAAAUUUAAAACAUUAACACGUUAUCAAAAAGCUGUACCUUAAACUUUUUGAGGUAAAUUUCUAACUGUAGGCACCUGAAAGCAGAUCCACCAAAUAAUCAGACCUGCAUCAUACAACGUUACAAGACACUGAAUGUGUCACAAGUGUAUGAUGUAAUCUUACAUUCAAUGUGAGGCUGUGAGGAAACAAUUUCUACAACAAACACUUCCCAACAAAAGGACCGUGGCACGAUUAAGGCUUCUCUUGUAUUUGGUCCAACUACUUUGUUUGCUUUGGGGAUAUUUAUACAUUUCAUAGAACCCAGCAGAGAGGAAAGUUUUAAAGAAGGCCACAAUUACAUUUUAAUGGUCUGUCAACUGUCACAUGUGAACAUUCAUCGGCAGCGUUUGACAAUGUUGCCGCUACAUGUUUGAAUUUCAAAUAUCAGCACACACAGGCACUUCCAACCUGUCACUGCAGACAUUUUCAUCUGUUAAGGCAAAGAGUGUUGACUUUGGUGUCAUGGCUUCAACCAGAAAACCACAUCAUUAAAAAUAUCUUCCUGCUUUAAACUGACUAACAAACUGUUUUUUAUAUCUCAGCAGCUAACAGUUAUAGACUGUGUAAAAAGAUAGAUGACAUGACAGCUCCUCAAAAGUAAAGACAGUAUAGGUCGUAUACAUCUUGCCUCCUCACAAUGUUAGAGGAUGAAACAAAUUAAAAAAAAGGCAAAAACAAAACUUUUUUCCUAAGGCUUUUGGUUAUUUAAGGCAGUUCUGUAUCAUACAGACGUAUGUUGAAAUGUUGUUUAAUGCUAUAUAAACAGUGUGAAACAUCAUGAUUGACAGCUGGACUGACUCACGAUUGGUUGAGUGUGUGUUUGGGCAGGACCUUAAUUACACUCCAUGAUCACUACUGUACAAGCUCUUGCUCCAAAUAAUGUCAAAAAUGCAACAUAGCGUCAAACACUGCGGGAGGAAGAGGAGACAUGUCGUCCAUCUUUAAUUACAGCAUAUGGUAUUAACUCAGCAUGAUUUUU